Messenger RNA from Symbiodinium sp. CCMP2592, 519 nucleotides. Lineage: Eukaryota; Dinophyceae; Suessiales; Symbiodiniaceae. The record is from the annotation of a GenBank genome assembly.
AUGGCCAACUUUGCCGGUGAGCUUGUGCAAAACCGUGAAAGGUGUUUUGCAGAACUUAGACGUGCCCGGCGAGCUUACAGCAGAGACCUGGAGCGGAACGAGUCAGAGGUCCUAGCCGAUCCGACAUCGGCGCGGGCACGGCAGGAUACUCAGCCAGAGCAGCUCCGAGCUCUGAUUCAGGUUUGUCGAUGUGAUGACUUGCCAAGUGCAGAGGUGGUGAUCUACCUUGCUUUCCGCGGUACUGUCAAUCAAGACAAUCUCGUCACCGAUUUGUAUGCGGAGUUAGUGCCGUGGGAUAUCGGGGACGCGGUUAUAUCCACUGCUCGAGUGCAUCGUGGAUUCCAGGAUGCAUACAGGGCGCUCAGAUCUGGAGUUCUGGGAAGGCUGGAUGCAGACCUGGCGAAGUUCAACGUUGCUGCCAGCAGGGUGCUUCUACGGGCGACUGGUCACAGCCUUGGUGGGGCCCUUGCCAUGCUGGCUUGCCUGGACCUAGCAACAUGUCGAGGUUUCGCUGCUUGA